UUCCUUGGCGGUUCCCCGUCUCCUCUGAAUCUCCGGUUCUUCUUCCGCCUCCCAAAUGAACCGUGGCCCGUUCAGACCUCAGCGGAGUCCCGGAGCUCCAGGGCCGGCUGGAAGGUUCCCCUCCCCCGGCUCCAGCUGGGGUUUCCCCGGAGCUCGCUCCCCGUAUGGAGGCUCCGGACAUCGAGGAGCUUCACCCCGGGGCUGUGGCGCUUACUCCCCGGGUUCCCCGGUAUACUCUCCGGGUUCCGGUCGAGGAUACCGGGACGGUCCUCCCGGUGGGUUCGGCAGCGGAUCCCGGUGCUUCCCAGGACAGAUGCGGGGCAGAGGCGACGGUUUCCGGCGGCCUCAGUCCUUCAGUCCCGGUUCAGCUCAGAAGUUCCAGUCUUCAGAUGCGUCGGUGGAAAAAUAUUUCAGUCCAUCGAUGGUUCAAGAUCCUUGGAGACAUCUGCAGCCACUGACAACAACAGAUGCAUCACACAACAGACACACAACAUGACAACUCACAUAACAGUCACAACAUGAUGAUGACGACACACAACAUGAAGAGGAACAACAGAUGUUCUGACAGAAAAGAAAUAAACAUCAGUUACGAGACUGUUUGUCAUCAGGUGUUGUUGUUAAUGUCUUGUUGUUACUUUGUGUUUUGUUUGUGUUGGUUGUGCAUAAGUUCUGUUUGCGUUAUUAUUAUUUUUUUUUCUCUUUCAGGAUUGAUUUUAAUUUAGGAUCAUUACUUUGACCGUUUUCUAAAUUAACAGGUUUUUUUUAAGAAAACAUUUAAACAAAGUUUGAUUAUUUUUCACAUGUUUCAAUCAGUUUGUAAAAA
Messenger RNA from Limanda limanda (common dab), 823 nucleotides. RefSeq names its product M-phase specific PLK1 interacting protein (gene mplkip). The transcript has 2 exons. Bases 56 to 496 code for a protein of 146 amino acids. NCBI's taxonomy places the organism in Eukaryota, Metazoa, Chordata, Actinopteri, Pleuronectiformes, Pleuronectidae. The record is from RefSeq and is a predicted model, not a curated record.